Paramuricea clavata is the source of this 3799-nucleotide messenger RNA. NCBI's taxonomy places the organism in Eukaryota, Metazoa, Cnidaria, Anthozoa, Malacalcyonacea, Plexauridae. The record is from the annotation of a GenBank genome assembly.
AUGUCAUGUGAACAAACACCUUGUUCAGUGGGUCUUCACUUAGGAGAAACGUGUCAUAAAUUGAGUUAUACCAAACAAAUUGGUCAAAGAGUUUCAAGUGAACUCAGUGAUGUUGAGAAAGACCUCAUUAUGUGGAGAACAGGUCUGCCUGAACCUGAAGGUUUUACAAUAUGUAAUCACCAUGAAAAAACUGUUGUUGUAAAGUACGCCAGCUAUCAAAGAAAGUGCUGUAAUCCAUUCAACUUGGAGAAGCAUUCAGCAAAAGGAUCCUUACGAGAAAUAACCAUUGAUGUGGCAAGGGAUAUGAAAGAACAUGGAAUUAGUGUUAAACCUGGCAAGAAAUUAUGCCCAUCAUGUAGAAUGGAAGUAGAGAAGCAAAAACAAACAAAAGAUUUUGAAACUAGUUGCGAGGGCGAUGAUGAGUACGAUGAUGCUGAAGCCAUGGAACAAGAAAUAACUCUAGAAGCCGAUAAGAAGGAAUUAAAUGUAUCUUUUAAAGAAAUUAAUGUUAGCCCAGUGAAAUUACAUGCAAUUGGUGAGCAUUCGAAAGUCAGCUAUGGUAAAAGGAAAGUGUCACAGUUACAGAAUAAAUUAAAGGAAAAGCACUCAAGGAUUCAAGAAAAGAUAGCAAAUGUUUUAAAUGUCGCACCAGAGGAAAUUGAAUGUAGUGAGCAGGAAAAUGCUAUUUCGGAUGAAAUAAAGAACAAAGCAAGUGAUCUUGACAGAAUUGUUGAGUUGAUGAAAGAAAAAAUUCAAAUUUCACCACGAAAAACAAAGAUUCAAGUUCUGACAAUGACACCAUCAUCUUGGUCAGUCAGAAAAACAGCAGAGGUGUUUGGUGUCUCAAACUACAUGGUCCGCAAAGCAUUCGGGCUGCAAAAGGAAAAGGGUAUUCUGGCAACUCCAGGGGCAAAGAAAGGUAAUGUCCUACCUGAUACAGUCGAGACCCUCGUGAAAGAAUUCUACUGUAAUGAUGAAAAUAGCAGACUUCUUCCUGGAAAGAAGGAUUACGUAAGCAUUGGCAGAAACCACCACAUGCAGAAGAGAUUGAUUCUUUCGAAUCUGAAAGAAUUAUACUCAUCUUUCAAAGAGCGAAAUCCUGCUGUCAAGAUUGGAUUUUCAAAAUUCUGCAUGCUAAGACCAAAAUGGUGCAUAACAAUUGGUGCUUCAGGAACACAUUCCGUUUGUGUUUGUACAUAUCAUCAAAAUGUUAUUCUUCUUUUAAAUGCUAUUAAAAUUGACAAAACAUAUCAUGAGUUGAUUGAAAUGAUUGUGUGUGACAGGGAUUCAAAGGAGUGCAUGGUACACAGAUGCUCGCAUUGCCCUGGAAUUGAGCCACUGAAAGCGUUUUUAACAACAGCUUUAACUAGAAACGAGUCAGAUGACAGUAACGCAGAUAGUUCAGAUAACAGUGAUAGUGAGAAUGACUAGAGUGAUGACCCGGAGAUAACAUUCAAUCAGUGGAGCAGUACAGAUAGAGCAGAGUUAAUAAAACAGACUACCAGCCUAUCUGACUUUAUUGAAAUCCUUUCUGACAAACUUAACAAGAUUACUGUCCAUUCUUUCAUUGCAAAAGCCCAAGGUAGCUAUUUAAAGCAACAGAAAGAGAACUUAGAUGAAAAAUAUGUCAUUGUUUUAGUUGACUUUGCUGAAAAUUACAAGUUCUUGGUGCAGGAUGAAAUUCAGGGCUACCAUUGGAACAAAACACAGAGCACAUUACAUCCAGUGGUUGUAUACAGCAAGAAAGAUGGCGUGCUUGUUGAAAGAUCUCUUUGUUUUGUUUCUGAUGACCUGAAUCAUGAUGUAGACAUGGUUUACAAAAUAAUGAAAGAGACUAUCAGUUAUAUACUGGAGCAUGUCAAUGACGAAUGCAAGUUAGUGCAUUAUUUUUCAGAUGGUUGUGCUGGGCAGUAUAAAAACUGUAAGAAUUUUCUAAAUCUUUGUUAUCAUAAAGAAGAUUUCGGCAUUGAUUGCAUAUGGAAUUUCUUUGCGACAAGCCAUGGUAAAUCACCGUGCGAUGGUGUAGGUGGCACAGUCAAAAGACUUGCAGCAAGAGCAAGUUUGCAAAGACCGUAUGACAAGCAAUUACUUUCAGCACAAGAAGUAUUCACAUUCUGCAAAGACGAAAUCAAAGGCAUUCACUUCAUUUUCAUUUCACAGGCAGAUAUGGAAAUUACCAGAACGAUGUUAGAACCACGUUACACAAUUGCCAAAACUGUACCAGGUACAGGCAGCUUCCAUCAAUUUGUCCCGCUCUCUGCUUCUUGCAUUGGUACAAAACGGAUAUCAAUGGAGCAAAACUUUGCACUAAAAUUUAAUUUUUUAUCUACCCCUGCCAGUGAACCUAUUGUACUUUCAGCGAAUUCUUUUGUUGUAUGCUUGUAUGACGAGGAACACUGGAUUGGUUUGAUUGAAGAAGUUGACAGUCAUCAAAGAGAUGCAAAAAUAAGGUUUAUGCACCCCAAGUGCAUCGCACGAUCAUACUUCUGGCCAGUAAAAGAUGAUAUUUGUUGGGUUCUGGAUGCGAACGUUAUUUGUAACAUUUGUGUUCCAACAACAGUCACUGGGAGGCAGUACAAACUGCAGCCUAACGACCAAGAUGUUUUACGCGCAUCCAUAGAUAAACAGUAGCGAUCUCUACUGCUAUUAGGUUUUGAUCAAAGGUACUUUGAGACACGAAUUACUGGAUGCUGAUUGGUUGAGAGGAGUACAAUUAUUUUAUUAAUUGUACUGUACAUUUAAUGAUUUUCCAAAAACAAACAUGUUGGAAAGGAAAAGACAAGCAAAUGAAAUGUCCUUAUAGGAAUUUAGGGCGAAAGCACCAGAUGAAAAUACGAUCAAAAGCACAAAAUUUUGGUCGAGUCUGGCUAGUUCGGCUGUAUUAUAUUUGUUUAAUAUUACCAACUGAUCUAUCACUUAAUGGGUAAAUAAAAACUGACAACUAGUUUCCUUCGCUAAUUUCCUUGUUUAAAAAUAAAUAUAGAAUUUGAAGAAUGGAAAGCAAGAACAGAAGAAGAUGGUAUUUGCUCGUAUGUGAAAACAACAGGUGGAAAAGGAAAUGUUCAAUACUACCAGUGUAACCAUGGUGGCCUGUACAAACUAAACAGCACUGGAAAAAGAAGAAUGAAGUCUAAGGUACAGUGGUUACUUUAUUUAUCAUAUGCAAUUGUGUGGAGAACAACAUGAAGAGAUAGGAUUAUUUAUAUAAAAUUAAAGAUUGAAAAUUGUUAUAUUUUCAAUUGAUCUAGGAACUUGUAAAAUGCAACAUAACUGCACAUCCACCUUUAAAACAACAAAGCAUGAAGAUGGUAAGAUAUCAGUUGAUGUUUGCCACACUCAUUAUGGUCAUGAACGACAACUUCAGCACACCUGGCUGGCAAAGACAAAACGCCAAGAAAUUGCUGCACUACUAUAACAGGGAGUGUCAAGAGAAAGAAUUCUAGGAGAUAUCAGAGAAGAAGCUAUGCAACAAGGCGAUGAUUUCAAGUGCUCAUAUCUUACAGGAAAAAAGGAUCUCUCCGACAUAAUGGCUUCCUUCGGGAUUGAUGACGUGCAAAGACACACAGAUGAUCAAGAAAGCGUUAGAGCAUGGGUAGAAGAGUGGUGCCAGAGUGAGAACAAUCCAGUGUUGUUUUGCAUGUUCCAGGGAGAAGAUGGUCCAGAAGGUAUUGAUUUGGCGAAGCAUGAUUUUAUGAUAAUAAUCCAAAGUCCUUUCCAGAAAGUGAUGUCUAACAAAUUUGCUACCAAGGGAAUCUGUUUAAUGCCACACAUGGAACUAAUGGUUAUGAUUUUCCGUUGA